Messenger RNA from Aspergillus ochraceoroseus IBT 24754, 3307 nucleotides. RefSeq names its product U3 snoRNA-associated protein UTP13. Gene Ontology annotation, biological process: endonucleolytic cleavage in 5'-ETS of tricistronic rRNA transcript (SSU-rRNA, 5.8S rRNA, LSU-rRNA); endonucleolytic cleavage to generate mature 5'-end of SSU-rRNA from (SSU-rRNA, 5.8S rRNA, LSU-rRNA). The coding region runs from base 313 to 3093 and encodes 926 amino acids. The record is from RefSeq and is a predicted model, not a curated record. NCBI's taxonomy places the organism in Eukaryota, Fungi, Ascomycota, Eurotiomycetes, Eurotiales, Aspergillaceae. The transcript is spliced from 2 exons. Gene Ontology annotation, cellular component: 90S preribosome; nucleolus; small-subunit processome. Gene Ontology annotation, molecular function: U3 snoRNA binding; protein binding.
GACAACUACAAUUAUUGUUUUUAAGGCCUAGAUAUCUGGGAACAGAUAAUGGGGCGCUGAAUUUCAGUACAUCUCAUUAUCCAGACUCCCACCAGCCAUGUCCAAAGCGGUUGUCAAAACGACCUUUGAGGCGUCUCGAACGCUUCGUCCCAUUUACACCGGAGGAAGUACCGCAUUAGAUGCCAGUGGCCGUUUGCUGGUGACCUGUGUGGGCGAAGAUGCCCUCAUCGUCGACCUCGAAACCGGCGAUCAGCUUGCGAGUCUUGAAGGAGAUGGCGAAAUCAUUACGAGCUUAGCCAGUCUGUUGCACCCAUGCUGUUUGUAUUUACCUUUUUUGAACCAUGUACUAACUUACUACUAGUCACCCCAUUAGCGACGCACGUUAUUCUUUGCUCGCGAUCAAUGUCGAUGCGGAUAUACUCCUUGACGCCCUAUGAUGAAACUUCACGCACCCUUGAGACGAAGCUGGUCAGGAGCUUGAAACCGCACACAGCACCCGUUGUAACAACUACAACCGAUCCAACGAGUACUCUCUUAGCUACCGGUGCUGCGGACGGCUCCAUCAAGGUCUGGGAUAUCCGGGGCGGUUAUAUUACACAUAGCUUCCAUGGACAUGGAGGCGUUAUCUCAGCUCUCUGCUUCUUCCAAGCACCAGUGCAGGAGAGUGACAGCAAAUCAUCUUCAAAAAAGAAGAAGUCCAAGGGAAAGUCAGGAGAUGCUGAUGGGUUUGAUGACGAGAAUAUGCCAGAUGCAGAUCUAGACGUAGUCAACUCUAUCGGCUCUUUCCGACUAGCCUCUGGCAGCGAAGAGGGCAAAGUGAGAGUGUGGGAUUUGAACAAGAGAAAGUCGAUAGCGUCCCUUGAUUCGCAUGUUUCAGUUGUGCGCGACCUGUCAUACUCACCAAAAGAAAACGCACUCAUUUCCGCUGGCCGGGACAAAACUGUUAUCGUUUGGGAUAUGCGAACAUUUAAGACUCGAAGAGUUAUCCCUGUUCUUGAGAGUGCUGAGGCGGCUACAUUUGUUGCUGAUAGUGGGUUAUGUUUGGUUGGAGGAGAAAAUGGAAAGUUGCGCGUAUGGGAUUGUAAUAGAGGCGGGGAGGUCACAGCAGAGCAGGAGCCUGCCCCCGAAUUUGAGGCGGUGGUUGCGAUCCACUAUUUUGCGGGCAUGUCCUUUGCAAUGACAGUGCAUGCCGACCAAACUCUCAGGCUCCAUUCACUUGAGCCUCUAUGCGAUUUCCAACCUGGGUCCACACUUGAUCCAUUGCCCGUUGUGAGGCGCAUAUCGGGGAACGACGAUGAUAUUAUUGAUCUUGCGUAUGUCGGCCCUGACCGAUCUAUGCUUGCUCUUGCUACCAAUACCGAAAGUAUCCGGGUGGUUUCUGUGGGAGCAUCAGAGGCUCAGAAACAGGAGUAUUUUGGUGCGGAUAUUGCUCAUCUUGAUGGUCAUGACGAUAUUAUCAUCUGCAUUGACGUCGAUUGGUCUGGUCAUUGGCUGGCUACAGGUGCAAAAGAUAACACGGCGCGCCUCUGGCGUCUUGACCCGAAAACAUCGUCGUACACAUGCUUCGCAAUCUUGACGGGUCACGCAGAGUCUCUGGGGGCCAUCAGCUUCCCAAGGGAUUCACCUCCUCAAAACACCCCUGCGUAUAAUGAUCCGUUGAGCCACCCUCCACAAUUCAUAAUCACUGGCUCCCAGGACCGUACCGUCAAACGGUGGAACAUAGGCAAGCUUGGGCCAACGAACGCAGAAACCCCACAUACCCCGAAGGCAAUUUUCACUCGCAAAGCUCAUGACAAGGACAUUAACGCUCUGGAUGUUAGCCCAUCAUCUGCAUUAUUUGCAUCUGCUUCGCAGGAUCGAACCGUGAAGAUCUGGUCUACUGAGGACGGGUCAGUUGUUGGUGUCCUGCGAGGGCACAAGAGAGGCAUUUGGUCGGCUCGCUUUUCCCCUCAAGGCACGCCCAUCCUCAGCGCCGAUGCUAAAAGCAGCACCAACAGGGGCAUGAUUGUAACAGGUUCAGGAGACAAGACCGUCAAGCUUUGGAGCUUAUCCGAUUACAGCUGUCUCCUGACUUUCGAGGGACACACUAACAGCGUGCUGAAAGUGCUUUGGCUUCCUCCUCCAGAUAUGUCGAAUAAAUCAGGCGAGGAGGACGAGGACGAGAUGGCGGUAGACAAGCCCUUUGUACAGCUGCGACCCCUUGUGGCUUCUGCGGCUGCUGAUGGACUGGUGAAAAUUUGGUCACCCUAUACAGGAGAACUAGAAACUACUCUCGAUAACCACACCGAUCGAGUUUGGGCAUUAGCUAGCCCUACACCAUCGGGCUCGCGUGAUGACAUCAAGGGCUCAUCCCUCGCGUCCUCCUCCCCAUAUGCGCUGGCCUCUGGAUCUGCUGACUCAACGGUUACAUUCUGGACGGACACCACUUCUGCAACCUACACUGCAGCAGUCAACGCCAACUCAGUUCGUAUUGAACAAGAUCAGCAGUUGCAGAACUACAUUGUAGCGGGAGCCUAUCGUGAAGCCAUCACACUUGCACUGCAGCUCAAUCACCCAGGUCGACUUCUUUCGCUCUUCAAUGCUGCAAUUGAUGCCGCAGAUGACCCGAACUCGGAUAGUUCCAAUAAGGAAGACCACGCAAACUGCCUGACCGGAAAUCCGUCAAUCGAUAAGGUCCUCCAAACUCUCGACCCUGAGAACUUGUGCACUCUUCUCCUCCGACUACGAGACUGGAACACAAACGCACGCAACUCCAAAGUUGCGCAGCGGAUCUUGUUUGCCUUGUUCCGUUCAUAUCCGGCCUCGACAUUCGUCGAGCUCGCGUCCGCAAGCAUGGCCAAACGUAACGGUGAUGGACGCACAGCAGCAGCCAUGAAGGACAUCCUGCAAGCUCUAUCUGCAUAUACUGAGCGGCAUUAUCGCCGUAUUGAAGAGCUCGAAGACGAGAGUUAUCUGGUCGAAUGGGUUUUAGGAGAGAUGGACGGUGGUGUUGGUAUCAGUGGACUGGCUGCACCCGGCACACAAAAGUCGCUUGACAGCUUUUCUAACGAAUUGCCCGAUCAUGAAAAGGAUGUACUCAUGCUGGAAGCAUGAAGCCGUUUCGAUUAAACUGCCUCAGCGCGGAGACGGGGACAUGUACGACUAGACACCAUUUACGUUUUUCCGGAGUGACAUGAUAUAUACCUUUGGUUUUGUCUGGAGGAGUACAUAUUAUUGCAUUUACAUUAGGGUGUAAAAAAAAGUUUUGUUUCUCUAGCUUAUUAAAUCAUAUCACCCAUCUUGGCAGGUAAAGGCUAUUUAACAUCGA